Rubroshorea leprosula is the source of this 2614-nucleotide messenger RNA. NCBI's taxonomy places the organism in Eukaryota, Viridiplantae, Streptophyta, Magnoliopsida, Malvales, Dipterocarpaceae. The record is from the annotation of a GenBank genome assembly.
GAUAGCUUAGUCUUGGCGUGCUCUGUCAAAACUCAAAAGAAAGGUAGAAGAUUGAUCAAAAGGGUUUCUGAAAGGGUUUUUCUUUCUUUCUUUUUCUUCUUUUCCGGUGAAGGGAAUGAUUGGUUUUGUUUCCUAGUUCAAAUUUAAGUGAAAGCGAAAGUUAGAAAGAAGAAAAGGAAAAGAUCUUGGAUUGUGUUGGAGUCGUGUUUUUGCCGAGUUUCCUUAGGAUGGGGAAGACUGGGAAAUGGGUAUUGGGUUUGUAAUUAGAAGGUGGAGUAUUUAUUUUUGGAUUGUUCUAAAUACACCUUCGAACUCACUAUUCAUUGUGAAACAUUAUUUGGAGAAAAAUUAAUGGGCGUUAAUGGCGAGGUAAAGGUCCUUAUUUGUCAAAUUUAUUUCUUCUGCUAUUAAGGAAACUUCUUUAGUUAAGUUGGGUUGGGUUAAUAAAUUCUAAAGAUUACGUUAGAAUUGAAAUUGACAACUUCACUUGGUGAGCUAAUCUGUAGUAGCAGGCGGGUUUAUCGAGAAAUGGCUUCCAUUCCUUCGUCGGAAAUGCAGGAGCCGAGCAUCGACAGGGACAAGCUCAGCUAUGAAAUCUUCUCAAUCUUGGAGAGUAAGUUCCUGUUUGGUUAUGAUGAUCAGAAGCUGUGGAUUCCCAAACAGAUCUCUCCGGCGCCGGCACCGAAGCCUGAAGCGGUGCCUCAACCAACAACCGACAGCAACAGCGUUUCUGCAAUCAAGAACCAGAGAGGUAAAAUCUGUAUACUCAGCAUUGAUAGUGGAGGCAUGAGGGGGAUUCUCUCGGGGAAAUCCUUGGCUUAUCUGGAACACGCGCUCAAGUCACAGGCCGGCAACCCAAACGCAAGAAUCGCCGAUUACUUCGACGUUGCUGCCGGCUCCGGAAUCGGCGGCAUCUUCACGGCCAUGCUCUUCGCUACAAAAGACCAGAACCGUCCGAUUUUCAAUGCGGAGGAUACUUGGCGUUUUCUCGCCGAUCAAGGCAAGCGAAUGUACCGUGGCAGCGGUUCGGGUUCCGCAAAAAAUGGCGGUGUUCUCAAGAAAAUUUUUAAACCUGCUACGGCCACUUCAAACUCCUCCGGUCUAGAGAAGGCGUUGAAGGAAGCCUUCACGGAGAAAGGCCGGAGUCUGACUCUGAAAGAUACGCUGAAGCCGGUUUUGAUUCCGUGCUACGAUCUUUCCAGCACGGCGCCGUUUCUGUUCUCGAGGGCGGAUGCGCUGGAGACAGACAGCUACGAUUUCCCGCUGUGGGAGGUUUGUCGGGCCACAGCGGCCGAACCGGGUCUGUUCGAACCGGUUCUGAUGCGGUCGGUCGAUGGGCAAACAAAGUGCGUGGCGGUUGACGGCGGGUUGGCGAUGAGUAACCCGACUGCUGCGGCAAUUACGCACGUCUUACACAAUAAACAAGAGUUCCCGUUUGUUAGAGGUGUGGAGGAUUUGUUGGUGUUGUCUCUGGGCACGGGUCAGCUUCUGGAAGUGAGCUUUGACUAUGAGCAGGUUAGGAAUUGGAAGGUCAAGGACUGGGCUCGACCGAUGGCUCGAAUCUCUGGUGAUGGCUCGGCCGACUCAGUGGACCAGUCUGUGGCCAUGGCAUUUGGGCAGUGUAGAAGCAGUAACUAUGUGCGCAUUCAGGCAAAUGGGUCCAGUUUAGGCCGCUGUAACCCCAAUGUUGAUACCGACCCCAGUCCUAGCAAUGUAAAGAUGCUGAUAGGUAUGGCAGAGGAAAUGCUAAAGCAGAAAAAUGUGGAGUCAGUGCUCUUUGGAGGUAAAAAGAUUGCAGAGCAGAGUAACUUCGAGAGGUUGGAUUGGUUUGCUGGAGAACUUGUGCAAGAGCAUCAGAGGAGGAGUUGCAGAAUUGCUCCAACCGUUGCUUUCAAGCAAGCUACUCCCAAAACCAAUUAGGCUUCUCUCAACGUACUUUCAACCAAACCCAAAAGAAAGGGAAAAAAAACAAAAAACAAAAAAAAAAAAAGGAGGUAAGUUUUCCCUUUCCAAGCUUAAUAUUUUGCAACUGCAUCUAUUAAUAGUGUCCCCUUCAAAGAAAGCAUCUUACUGGACCCUGCAUUAUUGCCAAUGAUCAAACUGGCACACGUGUUAUGAUAUAUAUAUGAUUGAUAUGCUGAUAUAAGUACCAGACUUUUCAAGAAUCCAAAUUUUGAUGGUAUUUGAAUGUAUAUAAGAAAUGAUGUUUUUUUCUUGACCUCAGAAUACAACCAUGGCGACCCAUUGACCAUAACUCUAAUCCCAGAUUCACCUUUUCAACUUCUGUUGUGUCUCUUUCACUUGAAAUUCAUUUCACCUAACUGCAAACCAGCACAUUAAUGGCCAUGUACUCAUACCUACUCAUAUAAAGUUUACUUAAUAGGAAGCAGAAGUUCUGUAGUGAACUUCUGUUGAAAGGUUGUGGUUUCAAGCAAAUGUAAAUUUUGACACGUAAUUGCGAGCUGGCAUUAUAAUUUUCAGAUUUUUUGUGAUCGUGGACUCAAGUUCUGUCUGUUUCUUGCUUGGAGUUUUUGAAUGGAAAGAUCCGUUCUUGCAACAACCAAUUGUUGUUGUCGUCGUCAUUAUCUAUUUAACAUAAAAUCACGGGUUCAAA